Messenger RNA from Oryza sativa Japonica Group (Japanese rice), 2226 nucleotides. The record is from RefSeq and is a predicted model, not a curated record. Lineage: Eukaryota; Viridiplantae; Streptophyta; Magnoliopsida; Poales; Poaceae.
AUGGAAGGGAUUCCUACCAGCUCGGAGGUAGCCGACAUCGACGCUCCCUCAACCAUGCAAGGGAUUCCUACCAUAGAAAGGCCUGUUCCAUGUAAUUUGAUUCUUGAUGUUAGAGUAAGGUCGCAUUUCAGUUUGCCAGAUGAGGGGCCAAAGACCUAUUUCACAACUAAAGUGGUAGAGCCACCUAUUUCAAAAUCUAAGCAUACCAAAAGAGCCACAAGGAAAAGGGCCAGUGAUGAGACAGUCGGAGUUGAUGAGGAGGGCUCUUAUUCCGAAACUGAAUCAUUGGUGGCACUUAGUGAUAGUAGCUAUGACACUGACUUGGCCGCAUCAUCUGAUUCUGAUUGCUAUGAUUCUGAAUGCUCUGACUCCGAUAACAGCUAUGAACCUGAUGAUGAAAUUAUUGAUGAUGAUGAUGAUUGUGAUGAUAUUCAUGAUUUUUCAUAUGAUGUUGAUGAUCCAUGCAUUGAUGUAGAUGUGCUGUUUCACAAUGUUGAUGAGUGCAAAUCAGCAGUAACCCACCAUGCAAUCUUGAAUGAUUAUGCUUUCCAAACUGUUAAAAAAAGCAAGGAUAGGUUUAGGGCAAAGUGUAGGCGAGCAGAGGAGGGUUGCAAGUGGACGUUUUUUGCAUCCACCAGCAAGUCCAAAUAUGAUGGUUGCAAGUCCAUUGAUUGUUUGCUGCAGGUUAAGCUUAAUGGGCCAGACCACACUUGUUUUUCAGUCAAUAAGUGUGGUGAUACAAUGGCUUCUAAGGGAUGGAUAGCUGAUAGGGUGGUGGACUGGUUAAAGGAGAAACCCACAUUGGGACCAAAAGAGUUGCAAGAGAAGAUCAAUAAGAAGUAUAAGAUGGAUGUCCCAUAUUUCAGGGUUUUUAGGGCCAAGGAGAAGGCUAUGGACAUGAUAUAUGGGAAGUGGGAUGAGAGCUAUGAUCUAUUGCCUACUUACAAAGAGGCACUUCUGAAGGCAAUCCCUGGUAGUGUUGUUGAGUUGGACACUGAAGAGCAUAAUGGGGAUGUUUGUUUCAGGAGAUUCUUUGUAGCUCUUAAACCAUGCAUUGAUGGUUUCCUGCAAGGAUGUCGUCCUUAUAUUGCAAUGGAUUCAACUCACUUGACAGGAAGGUCAAGAGGUCAGUUGGCAGCUGCUGUUGCAAUCGAUGGCCACAAUUGGCUAUUUCCAGUGGCCUAUGGGGUGAUUGAAACCGAGUCUAAGGAGAGUUGGACAUGGUUUAUUCAGAACUUGAAGCAAGCCAUAGGUACUCCUAUAGGAUUGGUCAUCAGCACCGAUGCAGGCAAAGGGAUAGAGGGAGCUGUAGAUGAUGUCUAUCCAGGAGUGGAACACCGAGAGUGCAUGAGGCACUUGUGGAAGAACAUGAAGAAGAAGUAUCAUGGCACAUUGUUUUCUCAGAACAUGUGGGGAGCUGCCAAGAGCUGCACACUUCAGAGGUAUGAAUACCAUAUGGACAAGAUAAAGGAGAAGUGUCCUGAUGCAAUACAAUGGUUGGAUGAGAAUCAUCCAUAUGUUUGGAGUAGGAGCAAAUUUUCUGAUCUGUGUAAGGUAGACUACAUCAAUAAUAAUCUUUCUGAAUCAUUCAACAGUUGGGUGUCAAAAACUAAGGACUUGCAGAUUGUGGAUAUGCGUGAGAAAAUAAGACAUAUGAUUGUUGCAAAGUUUGACUUGAGAGCCAAGAUUGCUAGAAAUAUGGAGGGCAAGAUAAUCCCAGCCAUUACCAAAGAUCUUAAUGCUCAGAGCAAUGCUAUCAGGGACCAUGAAGUUAUUAGAUGUGGAGAUGGCACCGCUGAGGUAACUGUAUCCACCAUUACACAUGCAGUAAACUUGAAUGAGAGAACUUGUAGUUGUAGGGCUUGGCAAAUAAGUGGAAAGCCAUGUAGCCAUGCUUUAGCUUUCAUUGCAAAGCUUAGCAGACAAGUACAUAUGGGUGAUUUUGUGGAUGAAUGCUUCUCCGUUGAGAGGUUCAGGAAAGCAUAUGCAGGGUUAUUCAACCCUAUGACAUCCAAGCAUCUGUGGCCAUUGGUUGAUGUAGGCUACAAAAUCAAGAAGCCUAAAUUGAGGAGGAAACCAGGAAGACCAAGGCUAAGUAUUGCCAAGGAGGCCUUACAGCUAGUCAAAAGAGGAAAAAAGCCACUCAAGAGAGUAGCAGUGAUGCACAUGCAUCUAAUGCAAGCGCAGGUGGAUGUGAAGGGGAAGGGGAUGGGGAAGGUACCAUGA